AUGGGCCGUUCGAGCGCAGCUGACCGGACAUCAGAGUGUGGUGAUGAGGUCAAGCGCAAUGAUGGUUUGGUCAUCCGGACAGCCCGUCGACUCUUCCGGCAGAUAGGUGAAGGCUCCGGAGGUGCCCGAAUUUCAGUUGGUGCCUCCUUUGCCGAGAUUUUCAACGCGCCUGGUGCUGUCAACGAGUGCAUCUGCGACUUGCUCAAUCCAGACGCGGGACAUUUGCAGGUGCGUUUCAGCCAGAAACAUGGCUUUUUCAUUAGUGAUUUGGCAGUGGCUGAGUGCCGAAGCCUUGCUGACGUGCGAGCAGUUCUGGAGGCUGGCUUGCAGAACCGUCGCGUUAACGCGCACGCGCUGAAUCGAGAGUCAUCGCGAACCCAUGCGCUGUUUACCCUCCACAUCGAUUCCGAGCAGCAGGCAGACAUCGCAGUUGAUGCCGCCCCGGCGAAGACGUAUGGCAAGAUUACUUUCGUUGAUCUGGCCGGCAGCGAACGGCUGAAGGAGAGCUUGUCAGAGGGCAAUGCGCGGAAGGAGACGCAGGCGGGCAAGAAAGCUGGUAAAAUUUGGAUGCUGGAAGGCCAUCAAGUGGUCAUGGCCAAGCAUGAUUAUUUGCGGCCGGUGGAGGUUGUACGACGCUUCCUCCGAACUGGAGCUUCUCGUUGCGACUUCCCGGCCGUCAAUGCACGGAACCUCAGUCGGAAGGAGUUCCAGAAGUUGGCUGCGCGGAGCCAAGGCGGCCUGGUUCUACGGGGCUUGACUGAGCCGUGGCUUUCAACGACAAGCUGGUCCAAAGAACAAAUCCUUGAACGCUUUGGACAAUAUUUCGUCCAGACAGGCACUGGCCGCUGGGAUCGCCCAGAAGCAACGCCGGAAGUGCUGCUUGAGGACUUCAUCCACCUGGCGAACCAAACGCCAAAGAACUUGGUUGCCAAAGGCUACUCGCACCAGUUGGUAUCGACAGCCUUCUGGGGUCCUGAGGCGAGGCAAGCAACAGACCAAAGCAACUUGCUCGUGCUUCAGAACUCACAGGGAAUUUGCUCUCCAGCGACAGUCGCCAGCUGGCACUGCUCUGACAAUGCCACAGAGGAGAUCAGCCCGAAGAUGCUGGCAGACUUUGACCUCAGGCCCACCGUCCAGAUUGGAAUGUCAGAAGCCUCUGGCACGCAGCUCCACGUCCAUGAGGACGACGGAGACCUGGCUGGCAGUGCUGCAUGGUCGCAAGGUGAGGAGCGUGCCAACAUGCACCACCCUUGCCAGUGGCUCGAGGAGGCCCCGCCAGCUGGACUUCAGUUCUGCGUGCAGCAGCCGGGCGAGGUUGUCUACUUUGGACCAAGGCUCCAUGCAACCUGCAACCUCGACGACUUUGUCUUCGGCAUUGGAGCCCAGGGCCGUCUCAAGAACAAGAUGAAAGCUGUGGACCGCGCGGUGCACCGCGGGCAGACAGCCCUGGCAAAGGAGCUGAUGGCCAACGAGAAGCAGAAGAGUUCGGUUGCACGUCUCCAAAGAGGGCUCAGCCAUGCAACCGAGUAUGGCUACACCGGGUUGGUGGCGCUGCUUGCUGACUUGCGUGCUGAUCUGCAGUCACCCUUCGAGGAUGGGAAGCUGCCACUGCACAGCGCAGCGGAGAACGGCCAGCUGGAGGUGGCGCGUCUGCUGCUUGAGCGACGAGCAGACAUUCGGGCGCGGGAUAUGGAAGGCAAACAGCCUCUGCACCACGCUGCCUACAACGAUGCGGCUCCAGUUGUGGAUCUUCUGGUCGAGAAGCGCGCUUCGUUGAAAGCCUUGGAUGAGCGACGCCUGGCCCCCUUCGCCUCAGCAGCAGACGGUGGCUACCCAUCCCUGUUAGAAGCCCUGCUUCGGCACCAUGCGCCAAAGUCAGCGCAAGGCUAUGAGGCGGCGACCAUCCAUGCAGCCAGCAAGGGGCAUCUGUCAGUGUUGAAGAAGCUUGCUGAGUGGCGGGCAGAUUUGACGCGCUUUGAUGCUGGAGGAAGACGACCAGCGGACCAUGCAGAGUUCUACCAGCACGUGUCUGUUGCUCGCUUCCUACGGGGCUUGGAGGAUACCAGAGUUGCUGCGCGGUCCAAGAACGGCAAAGGUGGUCCUACCACUCAAAGCAGUGAGCUAUGA
Molecule: messenger RNA, 2127 nt
Organism: Symbiodinium pilosum
Lineage: Eukaryota; Dinophyceae; Suessiales; Symbiodiniaceae
Source: the annotation of a GenBank genome assembly